GGUAUGGGUGUGUGUGUUGCCCGCUCGCCAUAGAGACCUCUCUGGCCCGCCUCACAGGAAGUGCGGCGUCGAGGCUCGGGGUGUUUUUUGUUGGCCCUCCCGGAAGCUCAGGGGAGGGGGAGGCUCCGACGUAUUCCCCCGCCCCGCGGAGGACGCCCUCGCCGCCUCCAGGAGGGCCGAGGACGCCCUCGCCGGCUCCGUCCGGGCCGAGGACGCCCUCGCCGGCUCCAGGAGGCCGGCCGCCGCGGCGCCGAGGAACCUGGAGGAGCUGCUGAGCAGCGUAAGGAGAUCGCCCGAGGGCGCCCUGGACGGCCUCCCGGCGGCGGCCGGCGGCGCAGCGGCCGAGG
This is a messenger RNA of Prorocentrum cordatum, 347 nucleotides long. NCBI's taxonomy places the organism in Eukaryota, Dinophyceae, Prorocentrales, Prorocentraceae. The record is from the annotation of a GenBank genome assembly.